GAACCAUCACAUCUCUUCUUUUUUUCUUUCUUCUUUGCCCCCUUCUCCAAGGUCUCCAACUUUCUAUAAAUAUCUUGAACCGGUCUUCAUAAAACAAAAACAAUUCCCCUUUCUGUAUGGCUGCUUCUUCUCUUCUUACUAUGGACAAUAGCAUAACCAGACAAAACAUGAAUGGUUCUGCUAAUUGGUCCGGAAUAAGAUCAUCAGCAGCAUCUCUUGAAGAUCUUGAGAUCCCACCAAAGUUCAGAUCUUUUGCUCCUUCUUCAAUCUCAAUCUCUCCUUCUCUUGUCUCUCCUUCCACUUGUUUCAGCCCCUCUGUUUUUCUUGAUUCCCCUGCUUUUGUUGCCUCCUCUGCUAACGUUCUUGCUUCUCCAACCACAGGAUCUCUUCUCACAUAUGAAAAUAAUCAGAAAAGCAUCAACGAGGAAGAGAAGACGAAGAAGAACAACAACAACGUUAACUUCUUUGAUUUCUCAUUUCAGACACAAUCAUCAGGAGUUUCUGCUCCGACAACAACAACAACAAACAGUUCUGUCUUGCAGUCACAGGAAACUCGUCCAAACAACAACACUCAUCAUCAAACUGCAUCUUACAAUGGACGAGAGCAAAGGAAAGGAGAGGACGGUUACAACUGGAGAAAGUACGGACAGAAACAAGUGAAAGGGAGCGAGAAUCCUCGGAGUUACUAUAAGUGUACUUUCCCAAACUGUCCAACGAAGAAGAAAGUGGAAACAUCUUUGGAAGGUCAGAUCACAGAGAUUGUGUAUAAGGGAAGCCAUAACCAUCCAAAACCUCAGUCCACUAGAAGAUCGUCGUCUUCUUCGUCGACAUUUCAUUCUGCUGUGUUUGAUCAUCAUGGUGAUCACUCUGAUUCCUUUGUGAUCCAACAAGAUGAUAAUAAUACUACUUCUGGUUCUCUUGGAGACGAUGAGUUAUCGGUUAUGAGCAGAGGAGAAGAAGAGGACUGUGGGAGUGAACCUGAAGCAAAGAGAUGGAAAGGAGAAAGCGAAACAAACGGUGGUAAUGGUAAUGGAAGCAAGACAGUGAGAGAGCCGAGGAUUGUUGUGCAGACAACGAGUGAUAUAGACAUUCUUGAUGAUGGUUACAGAUGGAGAAAGUACGGCCAAAAGGUCGUUAAAGGAAACCCUAAUCCAAGAAGCUACUACAAGUGCACAACCAACGGUUGUCCAGUGAGAAAACAUGUUGAGAGAGCAUCACACGAUAUGAGAGCUGUAAUCACAACCUACGAAGGGAAACACAACCACGACGUACCUGCGGCUCGUGGUAGCGGAUACACCACAAACCGACUGGCACAAGAUCCUUCUUCAGCACCAAUUAGACCAAACGCUAUUGCUGGUCACUCUAGUUACACUACUUCUUCUCAAGCACCAUAUACACUUCAAAUGCUGCACCAAAACAACAACACUAGUGCCGGGUCUUUUGGUUACGCUACGAACAAUAAUAACUUCCUUGGUGGUGGUUUCUCUAGAGCAAAAGAAGAACCAAGCGAUGAGUCUUCCUCUUUCUUUGAUUCGUUUUUGUCUUGAAGAUGUGAAAAUUCGUUUUUCAUUCUGUACAUUUAUGCCAGAAAAGGGUUUAAGUACUUACUAGUGGUCCUGCAGAUACUAAGACUAUAGUCUAUAUACUCCAUAGAGAAAAUUAUUUCAUUUGUUUUUUUUAGUGGCUCAUGCGAGGGCUUUCACACGCCUGUAAUGUAAUAAUAUCUUUAGUUCGUUUGUACCAUACAACUAGUAAAAUGGAAUAAAGCCAAUCAAUAUUCACAUCUA
Messenger RNA from Brassica oleracea var. oleracea, 1787 nucleotides. RefSeq names its product probable WRKY transcription factor 33. Gene Ontology annotation, biological process: regulation of DNA-templated transcription. Lineage: Eukaryota; Viridiplantae; Streptophyta; Magnoliopsida; Brassicales; Brassicaceae. Gene Ontology annotation, molecular function: DNA-binding transcription factor activity; sequence-specific DNA binding. The record is from RefSeq and is a predicted model, not a curated record. The transcript has 5 exons. The coding region runs from base 117 to 1547 and encodes 476 amino acids.